Messenger RNA from Phasianus colchicus (ring-necked pheasant), 4072 nucleotides. RefSeq names its product basic helix-loop-helix ARNT like 1 (gene BMAL1). Gene Ontology annotation, molecular function: DNA-binding transcription factor activity; protein dimerization activity. Lineage: Eukaryota; Metazoa; Chordata; Aves; Galliformes; Phasianidae. The record is from RefSeq and is a predicted model, not a curated record. Gene Ontology annotation, biological process: regulation of DNA-templated transcription. Gene Ontology annotation, cellular component: transcription regulator complex; nucleus; cytoplasm.
CAGUAAUGGAUAAGCUUUUCACAGUGUUUCUUUCAGCUAUGUAAUGUUUGCAGUCUAGAGGUUUAGACUGUGUACUUUCUAGAUGAAAAAUGCACUUUACAUUCUUUCGUAUUUUUAACUACUUGUCUUAGACCUUCCCUGGGUUAUUGGGGUUUUUGAGGGGGAUAUGCUUUGGUGGAAGUAUUUAUUUAAUUCUUUCAUUUUGUAUCAAAAUCUUUGGAAUUCUGUUCCAUGAAAUUCAGGGGAAGUAGAACUCUCAAACCUUAUGGACUUUCAGAAUAUGGUCAUCAAAUGAAGGAGAGAUGCGUGAAAAUUGGUUUUCCCACAAAGCAAAAGAAAGAACUUACUCUUUACUUAUGUUGGGUAGCAGCAGUUCACUGGGCAGUAAACAUAAGAGUAAACCUUUAGUUAAAAGUCAUGUUGACAAUGGGUGGAGAAGCAGGGUGGGGAGAAGCCACUCUGCAUGUCACAUCUUGAUGAGCAAAUAUGGAUACAUAGAAUGUACUCAGAACUCACACCUGAAAAUACAAAGGAGAAGUCUUUAAUCUUGCCCUUCAUAUUUGAUGCGUGUUUCUUUUCCGCUGGAGGAGGAAAGAAAUGGAACCAUAAGAUUCCAGGCCCAGAGUGAUUCUCCUCCCCCUCUACUCUGCCAUGACAAUCCAAUGGCAGACCAAAGGAUGGACAUUUCCUCUACAAUUAGUGACUUUAUGUCACCAGACCCUGCUGACUUGAUUUCCAGUUCCCUUAGCACUUCAGGAGUGGAUUGUAAUCGGAAAAGGAAGGGAAGCUCUACUGAUUAUCAACUUGAUGGCUUUCCUUUUGAGGAAGGUAUGGAUACAGAUAAAGAUGACCAACAUGGAAGACUGGAGUAUGCAGACCAACAAGGGAGAAUAAAAAAUGCAAGGGAGGCUCAUAGUCAAAUUGAAAAAAGGCGUAGAGAUAAAAUGAACAGUUUUAUAGAUGAACUGGCAUCCUUGGUACCAACGUGCAACGCUAUGUCUCGAAAGCUAGAUAAACUCACUGUAUUGAGAAUGGCAGUCCAGCAUAUGAAAACAUUACGUGGUGCUACAAACCCAUAUACAGAAGCCAACUAUAAGCCUGCUUUUCUGUCAGAUGAUGAAUUAAAACAUCUAAUACUCAGGGCAGCAGAUGGAUUUCUUUUUGUUGUGGGCUGUGACAGAGGGAAGAUACUGUUUGUUUCAGAAUCUGUCUUCAAGAUCCUCAACUACAGUCAGAAUGAUUUAAUUGGUCAAAGUUUAUUUGACUACCUUCAUCCUAAAGACAUUGCCAAAGUGAAGGAGCAGCUAUCUUCUUCUGACACUGCACCACGAGAAAGGCUUAUAGAUGCAAAAACUGGACUCCCAGUUAAAACUGAUAUAACACCUGGGCCAUCACGACUGUGUUCUGGAGCAAGGCGGUCCUUCUUUUGUAGGAUGAAGUGCAACAGGCCUUCGGUGAAAGUAGAAGACAAGGAUUUUCCUUCAACCUGUUCAAAGAAGAAAGCAGACCGCAAAAGCUUCUGCACUAUCCACAGUACAGGAUAUUUAAAAAGCUGGCCACCAACAAAAAUGGGACUGGAUGAAGAUAAUGAGCCAGAUAACGAGGGUUGUAAUUUAAGCUGUCUUGUUGCAAUUGGUCGCCUGCAUCCUCAUGUAGUACCACAGCCAGUCAAUGGUGAGAUCAGGGUGAAACCUACAGAGUACGUUUCUCGACAUGCAAUAGAUGGAAAAUUUGUUUUUGUAGACCAGAGGGCAACAGCCAUUCUGGCAUACUUACCCCAGGAACUCCUAGGUACUUCAUGUUAUGAAUAUUUCCAUCAAGAUGAUAUAGGACAUCUUGCAGAAUGUCAUAGACAAGUUUUGCAGACAAGAGAAAAAAUUACAACAAACUGCUACAAGUUUAAAAUAAAAGAUGGUUCUUUUAUUACCUUGAGGAGUCGCUGGUUCAGUUUCAUGAACCCUUGGACCAAAGAAGUAGAAUACAUUGUCUCAACAAAUACAGUUGUUUCCACCAACAUACUUGAUAGCGGAGACGCAGCCUUCCCACAGCUUGCAGCUUCUCCACAUAGCAUGGACAGCGUGCUUCAGGCUGGAGAAGGCGGCCCAAAAAGGAGCCAUCCUACUGUCCCUGGAAUUCCAGGAGGAACAAGAGCUGGGGCAGGAAAAAUAGGAAGGAUGAUUGCUGAAGAAAUCAUGGAAAUUCACAGGAUAAGAGGAUCAUCACCAUCUAGCUGUGGUUCAAGUCCACUGAACAUUACCAGCACACCACCGCCCGAUACCUCCUCCCCUGGCAGCAAGAAGAUCCUGAAUGGUGGCACUCCAGACAUUUCUUCAGCUGGACUACUAUCUGGGCAAAUCCAAGAUAGCUCUGGUUACCCAUAUUCUGAUAACUCCUCUAUUCUUGGGGAGAACUCCCAUAUAGGCAUUGACAUGAUUGACAACGAUCAAGGAUCAAGCAGCCCUAGCAACGACGAAGCAGCGAUGGCAGUAAUAAUGAGCCUUCUUGAAGCAGAUGCAGGUCUUGGUGGCCCUGUAGAUUUCAGUGAUUUGCCGUGGCCCUUGUAAAUGAUGCACCUUGCUUCAACAUCCAAAUAUCAAAGUGCAUUUAUUGGUGGAGUUCUACAGUCUGUGAAACUCGUUGGAUGGAGAAGCUUUUAUGUAUGAAUUUCAUAAAAGCCAUAUCAGAAUGCAACUCAUUCUUACCAUGUGUAAUGUCAGACAAAGUGGAAUAACCCGCUACAGUGUUCCGUGUUGAUUUGGUUAGCUGUGUAUAGCUUGCAAUACCUGUAUAUUUUGGAUUCUGUUAUUUGAAUUUUUUUUAAUCACUGUGCAACUCACUGGCAUCAGUGGUAGCUUUUAUAUGCAAAUGACCAUUUCAGAUGUAUGGUGUGUUUUUACACUGCAAAACAGUCCCCAUGUGGAUAUUUCUUAUACUAAUUGUACCAUAAAGCUGUUUAUUCUUUCUUGUAAGAAUCCUUUACUAUAAAUAUUGUUAAAGUGUAAUGUAUUAGACAGUUAAAUAUUUUUAAAAUAAAUGUUUCCCUUGUUCUAAGAUGGAGCAUUUACUUUGAUAAAUAAAUUUGAUAAAACCCUGCUGAAGAUGCAUGCAAGAAGCAGUUGCCUAUUUAUCAUUUCUUUAGUUCUGAGGGAAACAGAGAAAAGCAAUGCCUUACAGACACUUAGGGAAUUUUGCCACUACGCUGCAUUUCUAAAGAAGAUAUUACUUAGAAAUUUCAGUUUAAACUACAAAAAAUCCCUUAUCAAGGUGAGUUAAGGUAGACAGUGCAACAGAUUUCUGAUUUUAGGAAAUGCCCAGUUUUUACUUUUACAAUUGAAGUCAUCUCCAACCACCCUGAAAAAAGCAAAAAGCAACUUACAAACCUCCUCUGUAUACUUAAUCUCACUCGCACAUAAUUCAAACCCAUUAAAAUAAUGGAAAUUUUAUUUGCAUGAAAAACUUGUUUACAAUCAAUAAAUGAAGAAUGAACCAUUUGCAUUUUCCUAUUUCAUGACACUUAUGAAAAAUUUAGUAAAUAAAUACUUGUGAACAUAGUAAAGUAAGGCAAAAUUUAAGAUAAAGCCCCUAUCCAUUGUUCACAACUUUUGAACAUGGCUCACGCUGCAAACAAGUGAAAAAAUUCACUGAAGAACUUUAACAAGGAGUUACAUGGGUAAUUGAAUCACGUCCUCAAUCCAAAAACCCAAUGAUAAGUAGCUUUGUGCUCAACCAUAUGCAAUAACUUUAGAAGGGUCAAUCUAUUCAGAGCAAAACUAUUUAUAGUUAAUACUUUUGAUAGAAGCACUUUGUUAGUAUUGUGCAAUAGAUUUAUAAAAAAUGGCUUGAAAUUCCAUUUAUCAACCAUUUGUAAAGUGCUACUAUCAAUUCCAAAUCCUGCAUUCUACCCACGUGUAACAAUACUGAACGCACACAGCCCUCAGCAUCCUGUCAGUUUCGAUAGGCUUAAGAGCGAGGACAGUCCAGCAUACAAAUAAUCAACAUCACAAACCUACCGGUAAACAAAUACAUGUAUGUAACUGUAACCCCAGAAUGUUUUAUCUGUACCCUUCAAAAA